Puntigrus tetrazona (Sumatra barb) is the source of this 4647-nucleotide messenger RNA. It is a transcript of the gene il1rapl1a, whose product is annotated as interleukin 1 receptor accessory protein-like 1a. Gene Ontology annotation, molecular function: interleukin-1 receptor activity. Gene Ontology annotation, biological process: signal transduction; negative regulation of exocytosis. Lineage: Eukaryota; Metazoa; Chordata; Actinopteri; Cypriniformes; Cyprinidae. The transcript has 12 exons. The coding region runs from base 410 to 2560 and encodes 716 amino acids. The record is from RefSeq and is a predicted model, not a curated record.
ACAGCCCGUCUUGAAGAGGAAACCCCCACAGGAGCUCUAGCUGCCGGAUACCUGAGACAUCUCAAAUCAUCCCUCUGACCGACGAGCGCACGGCGCGCCACGGAAUGCGCAGGAGCGACCGACUGUCCGCUGGACGAGGGCGCACGGUCGAGCCAUGGGUCCUUCUUCAGCAAGUUCUUAAUGCAUUAUGAUGUCCUAAAGUCAUAGAGACCCCUGGAAAUCCUCCGAAUCCUCCUUAAGGCAGCGUCUGUAUUGGAAUAAACUAUCAGCUGGUGAUUUUUUUUCUGUUCGGAUGGAUGAUUUGGUCAGAUUCCUCAUUCAUCGUGAUGCGCGUUCAUUCCUUUUCCAAGUGUCUUAUUGACUGACCGCGGAUCAAUUUUUGGACGUGGGCUGACGGCUGGAGAGGAAGAUGACAGCUCUCAACCCAGUGCUGUUCCUGCUCUGCGGUGUCUCUGUGUCUCUGACUCUGAAGGUGGUGUCAAAGAGAGGCUCAGUGGACGGCUGCACUGAUUGGUCCGUGGACUAUCUGAAGUACCGGGUGUUACACGGAGAGCCGGUGAGGAUAAAGUGUGCUCUGUUUUACGGUUAUAUCAGAGCCAACUACUCCCAGGCACAGAGCAUUGGACUUAGUCUGAUGUGGUAUCGGAGUUCUGGGUUGGGACAUGGCGACUUCGAAGAACCCAUCUCCUUUGACGGGGUACGCAUGAGCAAAGAGGAAGACGCCAUCUGGUUUCGGCCUGCCGAGCUGCAGGACGCCGGUCUGUACUCCUGUGUUCUGAGGAAUUCCACAUUUUGUAUGAAGGUGUCUAUGACUCUGUUGGUUGCUGAUAAUGACACAGCAGGAUGUUAUAACUCAAAACUGCGCUACACUGAGAAAGGAGAGCUGGGCAAGAGUAAAGACAUCUCCUGUCCUGAUAUCCAGGAUUACGUUCAGCCUGGAGAAAAACCACAGAUAAUGUGGUACAAGGAGUGUAACGUGCAGCAGUGGAGGAGCAGCGUGCUGCAGACCGCAGACAUGCUCUCUAUACAGGAAGUGAACGAGGAAGACAUCGGCAACUACACCUGUGAGCUGGUUUUUGGAGGCUUCCUGGUGCGGAGGACGACCUAUCUGAGCGUGACAGCUCCUCUGACUGAAGAGCCCCCCAGGAUUCUCUUUCCCUCUGAAAACAAGCUCCUCACCAUGGACGUGCAGCUCGGAAGUAUGCUGAACCUGACAUGCCGAGCCUUCUUUGGGUACAGUGGGGACAUCAGUCCACUUGUUUACUGGAUGAAAGGAGAGAAGUUCAUCGAGGACAUGGACCAGAGUCGCAUUCGAGAGAGUGAAAUCAAGACUGUCAGAGAACACCUGGGUGAACAGGAAGUGUCCAUUACUCUGACCAUAGAUUCACUGGAGGAGGUAGAUCUGGGUAAUUAUUCCUGUUAUGCAGAAAACGGCAACGGGAGAAGACAAGCCAAUGUACAGAUUGGGAAACGAGUGGAGCUGAUGUACACAGUGGAGUUAGCUGGAGGACUGGGUGCGAUUCUUCUGCUGUUGGCUCUGUUAUUGUCUGUGUAUAAGUGCUACAGGAUCGAGCUGCUGCUCUGCUACAGGCAUCACUUUGGUGGGGAGGAUACGGACGGAGAAAAUAAAGAGUACGAUGCGUACCUGUCCUACAGUAAGGUUGAGCUGGAUCAGUGGGGUCAGGAAUUACAGGAAGAGGAGCGCUUUGCUCUGGAGAUCCUCCCUGAUGUCCUGGAGAAACAUUACGGAUACAAACUCUUCAUCCCCGACCGAGAUCUCAUUCCUACCAGCAGUAUGAGCAGUCAACAUUACCAGGAUGACACACAUCUUCUUAGAGCGUACAUAGAGGACGUGUCGCGCUGCGUGGACAUGAGUAAACGGCUGAUCAUCGUGCUGACCCCCAGCUACGUGCUGCGUCGCGGGUGGAGUAUAUUUGAGCUGGAGUCCCGUCUGCGCAACUCUCUGGUUUCAGGGGACAUUAAAGUGAUCUUAAUCGAGUGUGCCGAUCUGCGAGGAGUCAUUAACUACCAGGAGGUGGAGGAGUUAAAACAAUCCAUUAAAUGCCUGAGCGUGGUGCACUGGAACGGCCCGCAGAGCAACAAGCCCGGCUCUCGCUUCUGGAAGCAGCUCCGCUACACCAUGCCAUACCGCCGCCCCCAGCAAACCCUGACCAAUCACGCGCUGGACGCCAGCGAACCCGGCCCCUUCGCCGACCUGCAGACCGUCUCGGCCAUCUCCAUGGCAACGGCCACGUCCGCCGCCUUGGCACCGGCUCACCCGGAGCUGCGCCCGUCCCUGCGGAGCUCGUACCGCUCGCAUUCGCUGGCACGGCAGAAACACUCACACUACCGCAGCUACGACUACGAGCUGCCCUUCACGGCCGGAGGAACGCUGCCGCCCCAGCACACCUACUGCAACCUGCCCCUUACCCUCCUGAACGGCCAGCGGCCCGUCAACAACAAGACCCUGCGCCAGCACAGCCUGGAUGAGCACCACGGCAACAAUGCCAUGCUCCCGCUGCUGCCCAGAGAGACCAGCAUCUCCAGCGUCAUCUGGUAAACACGGAGAAUCCCGAACGCGCACGGUUCGGGCCGCCUGGCACACUGGGGACUGAAUAAGCUGGCACACAGCACAGGACACGAUGAGGUUAGUGGCUUCCUGUGAGCGGAACGAUGGCUCUGUCCAUGCUAAGUGGGUCUGAGGAUGAGCGUUUAGAUCCGGCCGCGAGGGACGUCGCAUCUGUAGGCGUGAACUGAGCAUAUAAAGUCACACCACAUGGAGGUAUACAGGGUCUCGUGUAGAUGUUAGCGUUAUAUUUGUAGCACCGCUGUCUUCCUGUCUCCAUGUUGGGUUUGAUCACGCCAUCUAUUUUUACUCGUUGACGCUUGAUGCUUUUCGUUUUGUCCCUUGCUCUUUUUUUAGGUUCGACAUGGACAUUUGAUUGAGAUUUUUUGCUUUUUCUACCUUCUUUUGAAACGGACUGAAAUAUUCCUCGUUUGAUUUUAGCUACUGUCGUUUUUGCUCGGAAGCUACUGCGUUUUGUUCCGUCCCUCUUUCUGUUGUCCGAUGUAAGGUAUGUAUUUAUGGUUUUAAUUGCAAAAUUUUCAAGAAGGAAAUAUAUUACAAAUUAUGCAAAAUAUAGGAAAGCCUAAAGGGGUCGACAGAGGUGAUCGGAGAGCGGUGCUGUCUUCUUUUACCAGAGGAUCAGCACCAUUUCUCAAAUAUUAAGGGGAUUUUAAAUGAUGAGAAAUCUAUUUUUAUAUCUGAAGAGUGCUGAUUCUCUCUAAUACCACAGGGUCAAUGGGACAAUGGGACUGGAGACUCUCUUAUUUGUGAAUUUGGGUAUUUUAUACAGUUUGCUACGUUGUUCUCAUCUGUGGAGAAAAGGAAAUGUUUUAUGUUACAACUUCUGAAACAAUAAUCAACUGCAUAUUUGUUUGUAUUUUUUUUAUGUUCAUAGUCCAUAGGACUUUUGAUCCACAGACAGACCUUUUCACUUUCUUUCACAUUUCUAAUGUUUAACUCUCAGUCUGACGUCUUAACACACUGGCUACAUGCUUGUCUUUUUCUCCUCUAGCUGCUGUGUGACUCAGAUACAUGCUGGCAUGUUUCACAGAGGAACGCAGGCCUGUAUACUCGCAUUCUAGUAUAGAGUGUCAGAUAACUCUGCUUGAUAACAUACCAUAUGAUUUAAUAAAUGCCCAAAGUCAACAUGUAUUUGUUGUAUGUUGUCUAGAGGUUUUCCUGAUCUAGGGGUCUUCACUUAUGGCAGCAUGUACUGACUCUAAGGGGGAAAAACAUAAAGCUAAAAUCAGAACCAAGAGGUUUGACAGUAAAAAGAGGUCUAACUGUAUAAAAAAAACGAAAAAAAAAAAAAAUCUGAAACUAUUCCUGUAAUUUCUUUUCUCCUAUUUUUCUGUUCUUUUUUUUUUUUUUUCAAAAUUGAGUUGCAAAAAAAUUGUUUAUAAAAAUAAUUAGAAUUAUGUAUGAAUGUUUACCUCUUGAGUAUGCAUAGAGACUAGUUGUGUAUCCUGAUUUGAAUAUUUACUGUAUUAUGAACAACAGCUAUCACAGAGAGAUGUGUGAUCUCUCUAGAGGCACAAUCAUUUUUCUUUUUAUAUUGUUUCUCACUGUGUACAGUAAAGUCACAAACCACUAUAAGCUGGUCGGUGAAAUUUUGUGCACGUGUGUGUGUGUGUGUGUGUGUGUGGGUGGGUGGAGUGCACUGGUUUGGAUGGUUUAUGGGGACACAAUUUGUAUGAUGACAUGGGUAUGAUAGAGGUAAUAUGGAUGUGGGGUAGGUUUAGGUGUAGGGUUGGGGAUAGAAUAUACAAUUUGUACAGUAGAAAAACCAUUGCACCUAUGGAGAGCACCCAUAAACCACCAAUACCAACACAAGUGUGUGUGAAGAAGUGUAUCAGACCUGAUGUGAAUUCUCUCACAGUGGGUUGUUUGUGUAAGACACUAAUUUGAGAAACGAACACAAAGUUUUAGGUUCUAGGUGAGUUGCUAAAACUGAAUAUUUCAAUUAUGCUUUUGAACAAAAUGCUACAUACUGGAUACUACAGCUGAAUAAGCAAAAAAUGAUUUCAUAUCAUAUGCAUAUGAAUGCACCUCUUUAAAUAAAAGAGAAAAACAACAUCUAA